AGAGACAUGCGGUCACGAGACCCCCGGGGCUGUAUUAAGUUGUGCCGUUUGGUUGGAAGAGAGGAUGACUGAGUUUGUAUUUGGCUGGAUGUAGAAGAGGAAGAACAACACUUGCCCUUAAAUCCCAUCGCUUCUUCAGGGGACGCAUAGCGUAAGAGCUGGCUGUCAAACCUGCAGCAACAUAAAUAGCCCGCUGAAUGUUUGGACCCGGCCCACUGAUUUACUGGAGCACAGACGAGUUUGAUUAAAGAAACUAUCAGCUAAAAUGUCAGAGGAAGCAGUGGAGGACGUCGUCGAGGAAGAAGUUGUGGAGGAAGAAGUAAUUGAAGAAGUUCUAGUGGAGGAGGUGGGGGAGGAAGAAGAAGCUCCACCUGGAGUAGAAGAGCCCCUUGUCUCCACUACUGAAGAGCCUGCAGAAGAAGAGGCUCCGGCUGCGGAUGAAGAGCAUCCAGCUGCAGAUGAAGAUGAAUCCAGGCCCAAACCAAAGGCGUUCGCUCCUCCCAUCGCCGUUCCUAAGAUACCAGAGGGGGAAAAAGUUGACUUUGACGACAUCCACAGGAAGCGUCAGGAGAAAGAUCUGUCUGAGCUGCAGUCUCUGAUCGAGGCCCACUUUAUUCAGAGAAAGAAGGACGAGGAGGAGCUCAUCGCUCUUGUUAACAGGAUUGAGAAGCGUCGUGCUGAGAGGGCUGAACAGCAGAGGAUCCGCACCGAGCAGGAGAAAGAGAGGCAGAAUCGUUUGGUUGAAGAAAAAGAGAGGAAGGAACAAGAGGAGGCUCGUAAGAAGCAAGACGAGGACGCCAAGAAGAAAAAGGCCUUGACUAACAUGACUCAACAAUAUGGUGGCCAGCAAAGGCCAGAUGGAAGGAAGGGAGCAAAGAAGCAAACGGAGAGGGAAAAGAAGAGAAAGAUCCUGGCAGAGCGGAGGAAGCCGCUCACCAUUGACCAUCUGAACGAGGACAAGCUGAAGGAGAAGGCCGGUGAGCUGUGGCAGUGGCUGAUGAUGCUGGAAGCCGAGAAGUUCGACUACACCGAGACGCUCAAGAGACAGAAAUAUGACAUCAACUUGCUCCUGAAUCGGGUUCAGGCCACCCAGAGCGCCAAAGGAAGAGGCAAGGCCAAAGGCAGGGUGAGAUAGACGGCCCCAACCAGACAAGACGCCUGAGCAGGAGUUUGCGUCGCAGCAAAACACAAGUUGACAGAAAUAAACCUACAUUUCUGGGUUUUAGAGCA
Molecule: messenger RNA, 1230 nt
Organism: Poecilia reticulata (guppy)
Lineage: Eukaryota; Metazoa; Chordata; Actinopteri; Cyprinodontiformes; Poeciliidae
Source: RefSeq, a predicted model, not a curated record